Messenger RNA from Psylliodes chrysocephalus, 4910 nucleotides. The record is from the annotation of a GenBank genome assembly. Lineage: Eukaryota; Metazoa; Arthropoda; Insecta; Coleoptera; Chrysomelidae.
CUCCCAUCUAUUCUGUCAAAGUCACACCACAAUAACACCAAAAUAAUAACUCAAUCAUGGAAACAGAAAUUAUUCAUAAAUAAUAAAAGGACUAAAGGACAAAAAUACUUUGAAAUGGAACUAUUUCGCACAAAUGAUUUCUACAUAUUCGUUAAGGGUGAAUAUUCUUUGUGGUGGGAUCGAUAUACUGGAGCUUUUAUACCCAAAACAGGAUGGGAUUUGACAGAUGCAGAUGAUCCAAUAUGUCUCGGAAUGUGCGAUGGUAUUAUAGGAAAGGUGGAACAUAGUCCACUUUUUGAUCCCAGAUUGCUCCUAAUUAAAGAAAGUCUUCCAGUGGGCAAACUCCAUGGUGAUAAUAUGGUUUACAAAAUAAAGUCCGUCGUUUUUCUACCACUAGGACCGGAAACUGUCGAUUUAAAUUUGUCAGCUUGUCGUAAGCACAAAACAAUGGAAUUGAAACAAAAUCCCGCCAAUACUAGCCUAUUAUUCGAUCUUCAAAAGAAUAGCGCCUUUACGAAAACUUGGGGCACUUUAAAGAGCGCCGGCAAUACUCUAAAACAGACAACUCAACAAGCAGCGGCUCUUGCGGGUGUUCAGAAGAAGAGCAACUUAAAAGACAAAGACCGAUUCGAAAGACAGAUAGUCGAGGAAUUUUACAAAAUUUUUAAUGAUACGAAUUCGUUUUACUACUCACAUACUACCGAUUUAACGAAUUCUUUACAACGAUUGUGCAAAUUGGAGAGACAAGGUGUCCAUUCGACAGCUAUGUGGAAAAGCGUUGAUGACAGGUUCUUUUGGAACCGAAACAUGUUGAAGGGUAUUCUAGAAACAGAGAAUCCUUUAUGUGAUUCUUGGAUAUUACCAAUUAUUCAAGGAUUUAUUCAAAUUGAAGAAUGUAAAGUGGAUAUGGAUAGGGACCUGGUUGAUGUUAACGACAAAAAUUAUGACACUUUUAAACUUUGUCUCAUAUCAAGAAGAAGUAGAUAUCGUGCUGGAACAAGAUAUAAAAGAAGAGGCGUGGAUGAUGAUGGUGAAGUAGCAAAUUAUGUAGAAACUGAACAAAUAAUUUCCUAUCAAUCCCAUGAAGUAUCCUUUGUUCAAGUAAGGGGCUCAGUUCCUGUUUAUUGGUCCCAACCGGGCUACAAGUAUAGACCUCCUCCCAGAAUUGACAAAGGGGAGAGCGAAACUCAAGUUGCUUUUGAAAAACAUUUCACCAAAGAAAUUCACAAUUAUGGCCCAAUAUGUAUCGUAAAUCUAAUUGAUCAGGCGGGGAAAGAAAGAGUGAUAUUCGAUUCUUAUUCUAACCAUGUGUUUCUCUAUAAUAGUCCCUUUGUUACAUAUGUUACAUUUGAUUUUCACGAAUAUUGUAGAGGAAUGCAUUUUGAGAACGUGUCAAUUCUGAUCAGUGCUAUUAGUGAUAUAUUAAAAGACAUGAAUUACUGUUGGAGAGAUAGUCAAGGUCACAUAUGUUCGCAGAACGGCGUAUUUAGGGUGAACUGUAUUGAUUGUUUGGAUAGAACCAAUGUCGUUCAGACCGCUAUAGGUAAAGCUGUUAUGGAAAUACAGUUCUGUAAGUUAGGUUUAAUAUCACCAGAGGGUGUUAUUCCCACUAGUAUUAAGAAUACAUUCCAGUUGUUGUGGGCCAAUAAUGGAGAUACGAUCAGUAAGCAAUAUGCUGGAACUAAUGCCUUAAAGGGAGACUACACUAGAACGGGAGAACGAAAAUUUACUGGCAUCAUGAAAGACGGAAUGAAUUCAGCAAACAGGUAUUAUUUGAGCAGAUUCAAAGAUACAACUAGACAAGGAACAAUAGAUCUGAUGUUAGGCAACUACGUACCUGAAGACAUAUUCAACGAAGCCAAAGCAACCCAAUUCGAAGAAGACACAGUGACUGCGGAGCAUGUUAAACUGUUAAUCGAAGAUUGUAAGAAGAUGCUCAUCAACCAACCCGAGUUGGUAGUAGGAGCGUGGGGCCUCAUUAACGCCGAUCCCGUAGAAGGGGAUCCAAACGAAACUGAAAUGGAUUCGAUACUUAUUCUAACGAGAGACUCCUAUUUUGUAGCUGAUUAUGACGACCAAGUCGACAAAGUUACCGAUUACCAAAGAGUUUUGUUGCAAGACGUUACCUUUCUGGAGUUCGGUAUGGCCGAGAGUAACAUCUCUUUGUUCAAGACGUCCAAACAUAGAUACAGCAUUAGGAUUAAUUAUAAAGUUAACGACGUCAGCGGAUACUACCACAUGUUCAGGUCGACGAAUUUUAGGUUUUUCAACAAUUUGGCGGUCGUGGUUAAGAAUGCCGAGGAAGAAGUUGAAUCCUUGAAGUCCAUUUGCGAAGGAUUUCUAAUUGCGAUAGACAUCUGCGGUUUGCCGACGAUUCCAUUCGUGCAAGGCCAAGCCUUGGACAGGCGAAAAUCCAAAGUGAUAAGCAGCGGUAGGUCUUCUAAUAGCAUCUACUUAGAUAUAGCGUCUCUACCGCAAAUGACUAGAAACGUUUCCGAAACUCAAUUGCUUUCUCUGAAAAAUGUCGGAUCAAAGGCUAUAUCGAACGUUACUCAACAAUUUUCAAAGUUGAACAAAAUCGGCAACACGUUUAAGACUCGAACGAAAAUCAAAGACGGAAUAAAAACUAAAACCGAAACUUCUAGCGAUUCAGAUGAGGAAUACGAAAAUUCGAUUUUCCAACCCGAAGUCCAAGUGGACUCUGGCAUUUCGCCUUUGAGCAUGGACUCUGCCGAUAGCAGAAGUAUAGAACAAGGCUUGGAAGCAACGGAACAAGCGAUGAGUUUACCUCCAAAAGUAGACACUUUCUUGCCCGGCGUAGGAAUAGUGAUGGGAAACAAAACCGAUUUAACGACGGACAUCGAAGGCAUUUUGGAACAAAGGCAUAAUCUAUUAAGCAGAGCGGAUUCUUCGCAUAUGGACGACAUCCAACUAUCUAGCAUUAUGCAGAGCGUUUCUAUCAGUUCCGGCCUUAGCCCGGCACCGGAAAUCCAGAUAAACUCCGAAAACAUGGACGAUACCGUCAAGAAAACCCCGCCUGGUACGUUAUCGUUGGAUAAAAAGAGCACUAAGAGCAGAUCGUCUGUGGAGGUCAGCGAUAUGGUCGAUUACAGUAAGAAAAUUGAAAGAUCGACGUCCGAUUAUGAUGUUCCAUUGAACAUAUCCCAGUCACAGAGCGAGUCCGCUUUGAAGACGUUGAACGCGAUGAGUCCUAUGGGCCCUGCCGCGAAAGAUUUUGUCAUGUCGCCUUUUACCAAGUUGGCUAAGGGCGUUCAGAACAUCGGAGCCAAUUUGGAUCCGAGAAAAUUGGGCGGUCAGGUAAGGCACAUCUCCGAAAAGGAAAUGGAGGAACACAAGAAGCUGCAGGCCCGAUGGAAAGACAGCAAAACUAGAUUGAUCGCGCUGUGAGUGGUAGCGUUGGCUUUUUAAAAGUAUUCUGUCUAGCUUUAAUGCAAAUCUGAAUGGUUUUCUAAAGAAAAAUAGUUUCAGUGCGAUAGACAUUUUGAUUUACUUAGUUGAUUUCCGUUAAUUUGGAUUUAAUGAAGUAAAAUACUCCUUCGUCUAACUGUUUCGCGUUCAAAAUUAGCCAAACGCCUUCCUAUUUUUUUUUAUUGGUAUUUACUCAUAAUUUUGUUGGUUUCACGCAACUAAAAUGAAACAUUUAUUGCCUAUCCUGAAAAGUGGCUUUUUGACAUACAUCACUUUAGAUAGGUCAUUUUGACAUAAUUUUUUGUUGUUUAUUCUAAAGUAUGUGUUUACAAUUAGGCAUUCCAACGACCUGUCAAACAAUACCUGCCAGUGGGAAGGUCUAGUAUAUCUAAGGGGGUAGCGACAUAGUCUUGCAUCUUGGACGCUAUUUUUAUUCGAAAUAUCAUUCGCCAAUCCUGCCAGUUCUUAAAAAAAUGUACAAGCAGUUUUUUUUUAAUUAUUAUUUUUAUAGUGUUCGAUAUAAAAUAUUUAAAUGUAAUCCAUUAUUCAUGAUUUUACGUAUUGUAGAUAGAAUUCAUCGUAUGUCGCAAUCGUCAGAUCUACCAAACCUGCCCACUGGCAAUUCAUUUUUUUGGAAUGCCUAAUAUUUUAUUAUAUUUUUGUUUUGUUUAUGGUUUGAUCUUGGGAAAUUAGUUAUUAACAAAUUGUUCAGAUUUGCUUUUAGAUUAUCAGCUCAAGUACCAAACGUAGUGAUUAUUUAGUGAUAUUUACAAAAAUGUGGUCAUGUGUAUACACAUUAUUUAUUAUUCAUAAUAUUAUUAUUGUAAAUAUGUAGGUAUAAUUAAUUUCUAAUUUAUAAAAUUGUCGUUUAUUAUUAAUUUUACAUUUUUGUUUUGUUUUAUUUGCUUUAUUUAAAUAGUUUAUGUUUCAAGAGUAUUGUUCUUGUACUUAAUUAUCAAUUAUUUAUCGACUUUGCUUUGUUUAUUAUUAAAAUUCUGUGAUUCAACAUAUUCAUUCCUUUAAGUUAUACAUCUGAAUAUUAGAUAGUUUGGAGAAACAUUAUCUGAAAAACGUCAAUAAUGUUAAAUCGAUAGUUUUGGUUGUCAUCAAUUUGGAUCUGUAACAGGAAAUUGUUAACACGUUAGCCGCCAAUAUUGUUGGUUGGUAUCACACAGAGCUAACAAUUUUUUUUUCAGCUGCAUUCGUUCGUUUUUUUAUCCACUUAAUCAAUAUGAACAUCUAUUAAUGUUUUCUACCAUUUUUGCAUUAAAAAAAUCUCCGUCGUCGGUACAUGAGUCAAAAACAUUCACUUAUAUACCAAUCGACGCCCUAAGGCAGUGCUCCCCAACCUUUUUAUCGCCGCGGACCGGUCAACGUUUAAUAAUUUUACCGCGGCCCGCUGUUUAUAUUUUAGAUUGUUUUGAUUUAAUAAUUUUAAUUUAAUUGUAUUUAAAUAUGCCUUAAAAAUAAAAUAGUUACAC